AUGCACCAUGGCAUGGGAGGAUCGGCGGGCGAUCGUCACGGCGCUCAAAAUUCGGCGAUGCAGGCCAGGAAUGGGGUCUGCGACAAAAUCGAAAAUUACAUAUCCGAGUUAGGCCGAUGGGCGGUAUGGAGGGCGAUAAUAAUGGGCCAGUUCCUCUCGUUGGUGCUGUGCUUCAUGACAUUCAUAAAUCAUUACAUAAACACCGGUUCCUACAAGCUCUCGCUUCCAACAGGGCAGAAUGUUCCGCACUAUGUGAUGAUGUGUUUAGUCUACACAACGUGGAUGUCCUGUAGGGGUGUAGGGAAUGGCCUAAUUUCCGUCAUACGAGCUCGUGGCUGGAGAUAUUUGUUGUUAGCACUGAUCGACGUUGAGGCGUGCACUCUUAUUACAUCGUCGCAUCAAUAUACCAGCCUCGCUAGUAUACAGCUUCUUGACUGCGUGGCGAUACCGGUCGCUUUGGUACUCUCGUUUCUGGUAUUGGGCGUCAGAUAUAGAAUGGUGCACAUCGUCGGCGUGUCCGUCUGCUUGAUGGGCGUGGGAUGUCUGGUUUGGGCUGGUAUAGACGACAAUAACGAUCCCACUGCUACUGGGAAGAAUCAACUUGUCGGCGAUAUGCUUUGUCUCGGCGGCGCGGUGUUGUUCUCGAUAACGACGGUUCUUCAGGAAUUGGGCGUUAAAACGGUCGAUAUUAUCGAAUACCUCGGCAUGAUUGGUUUUUUCGGUACGAUAUUGAGUUGCAUGCAAACCGCCGUGCUCCAGAGGUUUCAAAUAGAAGCAUUUCAUUGGGACAACGUACCAGUAAUAACGAUCCUGGUUCUUUACUGCAUUACGCAAUUCAUGUUCUUCUCUUUGGUACCGGUAAUAUUGUUCGAAUCUGGCGCUACCGCCUUGCAACUAGCGCUGCUCACCUCAGACUCCUUCAAUAUAUUAGCUGGAAUGCUUAAUCAUCACUACAAGUUUCACGCAUUGUACUUCGUUUCGUACGCGCUCACGAUGACCGGCAUAUACAUUUACGCCAUAAAAAGAACACCAAUGUCGUCGAACUCACGGAGGCAACACAUUGAACCGCCGAUUCCGGAUUAUAGACACAUGUCCCAUCCUGAUGUUGGUGAAGUAGAGAUGGCUACGAGUUCCGGAAUGUCCGGCGUGAGUGGCACCCUUGACAUAAGGGCAUCCACUCUCGGCAGCGAGAGAGAGACAAUGGACGCGACAAGCCUACCACUUAGCGUCAGUUCCGACACAGCCUUCACCUCUUUCUACGGCAGUCAAGCAAAUCUAAAGGUAGCAUCACGAUCGAUGCCGCGUGUCUCGUCCAAUUCAUAUUUCGAUACGAGUACCGGUGUGCCCUGAUAUUUAUCGGGAAUGAACUUGACGCGAGCGAAGGGUUCGCGUGAUAUUCCGAGGCAGAUAGAAUCCACGCGAUUGAACAUUUUCUCGAAAUCUACUCAUUUUCAAUAAUGCAACUUCGUGUUGCAACAUGAGACUCGGUUUUAUGCUAAUUCUUUAAAAUUUGGUAGAUUCAUUUUAUAAAAAUUAUAUAAGCUUUUUGGAACAGAAAUCGCAUAAUGUAACUGAUUCAUA
Messenger RNA from Mycetomoellerius zeteki, 1581 nucleotides. RefSeq names its product solute carrier family 35 member F2. Gene Ontology annotation, cellular component: membrane. NCBI's taxonomy places the organism in Eukaryota, Metazoa, Arthropoda, Insecta, Hymenoptera, Formicidae. Gene Ontology annotation, molecular function: transmembrane transporter activity. Gene Ontology annotation, biological process: transmembrane transport. The transcript is spliced from 8 exons. The record is from RefSeq and is a predicted model, not a curated record. The coding region runs from base 1 to 1350 and encodes 449 amino acids.